Messenger RNA from Papaver somniferum (opium poppy), 1842 nucleotides. RefSeq lists its product as uncharacterized. The record is from RefSeq and is a predicted model, not a curated record. The coding region runs from base 1 to 1842 and encodes 613 amino acids. The transcript has 5 exons. NCBI's taxonomy places the organism in Eukaryota, Viridiplantae, Streptophyta, Magnoliopsida, Ranunculales, Papaveraceae. Gene Ontology annotation, molecular function: zinc ion binding.
AUGUCUGAGAAGUUUGUUCAUGAUGUUUUGAAUCAUGGUGAACAUUUUUCUGCGUUUCGUGUUAAUACUUUAAUCACCGCUGAUGAAUUGAAGCAUUUUUACUGUAAGCAGUGGAGGUCUUUGUCCCCUUUGAGUAUACGUUUUUCCUAUAUGGAUACUAAUCAAGUAGUUUUUAUACAAGGUGAUAUACAACUUCAAAGUUUAGUUGCUCUUGUUAUUCAGAUGAACAAUGAAGAUUUCUAUUUGAAUGUUGAUGUGAUUCCGAAGCAUACUGGUUGUAGCACUAGUUCAAGGUAUUUGUCUCGUUCUAACUCUGGUUGUAGCAGUAGUUCUGGUGCUAGUACUUCAAACUCUUGUGUAAGUGAAAGUCCUAAGCUUGUAAGGAUGGUCGAUCAUGACGCGGACAAGGCCAAGCCUCUCAUUAUCGAUGAAUGGCGUUAUGUUUUUGACAAUAUUGGUAGAGAAUUUGUGGGUGGUGUUAAAGCUGUAAGGAUUUCCGUUGAUCAAUACAAGAUGUGUACUGGUUACAAGAUUCUUAUUCUUAAAAACGAAAAGACUCGUUUUACUGCGAAGUGCGAAGAAGAUGGUUGUGAUUUUUUUUAUGGCUGUGGUGUUGGUUUGAAGUUGAAGAGUCCUGUGGUGACAACCAAAGGGAAAGAAGCUGUAUUUGAAGAUCAAUAUGGUGACGAUGAGAAGUCUUAUAGCGAUUUAAAUUGGUAUGUGAAAGCCAUUGAGCAAACUAAUCCUGAUAGCUUUGUGAAACUUGAAGCUGAUGAAGAAACUGGAAGAUUUAAGCGGAUUUUCAUCUGUUUCGGUGCUUGCAAGCAUAGCUAUAGGUAUUUCAGGCCCAUGAUUUACUUGGACGCUACUUUCUUCAUUGGUAGCUUCAGGCGUACUUUGAUGGCUGCAACAUGUGUCAAUGGAAAUGAUGGCUUUUACCCAUAUGCCUUUGCUAUUGUUUUAUCUGAAAACAAAGACAAUUGUUGUUUCUUUUACCACAUCAAGUGCAAUCUCCCUAUUGGAAAAGGUGAUGCGAAUUACAAUGCCGUUAUUGAUUUGUUUUACAAAGUUGCUUACUCUUACACAUCAGCGAACUUUGAAGAAGCUUUGCGGGGCAUGCAUGCAAUUGGUUGUGGAAAUGUUGCUAAUUAUCUCAGGACCAUUCCAAAGGAGAAAUGGGCAAAUGCAUUUUUCCCUGUAUGCAGAUAUGCUGCUCACUCUUCAUCUAUUGCCGAGUCAUUCAAUAACUGGAUUCUUGAGUUCAAAAAGCUGCCUGAUUUUGCUCUUCUCGAUGCGAUACGUUUGAAGGUUAUGCAUAUGAAUUCUAAGAGAAGUGUAGAAGGUCUUGAAAAUUUUAACACUAGGCUCACUCCCGUAUAUGAGGAUUUACUAAACGAGAACAUCAACGUUGGUCGUACUUGGAUUGUUGUUGAGUCUAUGGAAAGAUUGUAUGAAGUAAGGUCUCCCCGCACUCAUUCUGUAGAUCUGUUGGAUAGAACUUGUACAUGUCACAGGUGGCAAGUAAAUGGUUUUCCCUGCGCACAUGCUUGUGCUGCCAUUCAAUCUACAAGGGAGGACAUCUAUUCAUUUGUUGAGCCAUACUUCACCACUGAAUGGUACAACAGGACAUACCAAGAUAUCAUCUUUCCAAUCCCCAAUUAUGACAAGCCACAGUAUUAUGAUCCUAGUGAUAGGAUUAUUGUUCCUAUUCCCGUGCCUCCACCCGGUAGACGAAGAGAACAGCGUUUCAAGAAGGCUUGGGAGAAGCAAAACAGGCCUAUGAUGUGCAAAAAGUGCUUCACUCUUGGUCAUCACAACAGAGCUACCUGCCCCAUGCCUUGA